CCCCACUCCUCCAAGCCCCCCACCACCUACGCCCUCCCCACCAAGCCCCAAGCCGCCUUCACCGAAGCCGCCCAGCCCACCGCCGCCCAUCAUCUGCCCCUUCAACACGACCCCUGCCGGCGCAUACAACAGCUCCUGCAGCGGCUGCACCCUCAGCAGCAGCUGUGUGUUGACUUGCACCAGCUGUACACGGACUAGCGGGACCACGGUGGCAACCAGCUUGAACCUCCAGAACUGUAACCCCGGCUGGGCGUUUACCAACAAUGACGGCCAGUUAGGAUGCUCGGCGUAUGGCUCAGACCUUGGUCCGGCCACAUGGAUCUACCAACAGAACGGCACCGCCGGACGCCAACUGCAAGUGGCAUCCCAAGCUUCGAAAACCUACCUCAUGAUCCCGAUUGCUCCGUAUGCUGAGGAUUGGACUCAGAUUUGGCACGUCAGACUGAUUGACCAAGCUAACGGACUCCAUGUAUUCCACCCAGCUGCCAGCCCCUCGCUUUGUUGGGACGUUGAAGGUGGCUCUCAGGACGCUGGGGCACGGGUUCUCCUGUACUCCUGCUUGGAGUCUGACGGCGUCAGUAUUGGUCCCAAUCGCAAGUUCAAGAUCGUGCAGUCAUGUGUGCCCGGAGAGGUGCACAUCAUUGCUUACCAUAGCAAUAAAUGCCUGGACACAAACAUCGG
Astrephomene gubernaculifera is the source of this 681-nucleotide messenger RNA. Lineage: Eukaryota; Viridiplantae; Chlorophyta; Chlorophyceae; Chlamydomonadales; Astrephomenaceae. The record is from the annotation of a GenBank genome assembly.